UCAGCCACGCAUCCUUCGGAUCCAGGACAUCGUGCCUCGUCCGUAACCCCGUCAGGUAGCAUCGGCAACAAUCCAGCGUCGUCGUUAUUCGUUAACACGUCGUCAACCUCACUUCUGACUCAAGCUGGACUAUUGUCACAUCAAUUGGCAGCCGGUCAACAACUUGGAGUUGAUACACUUCGGUUAUUGCACAAUCCUCAAUUAGCAGCCAGCUUGUCAGCAGCAGCUGCUGCUGGUAAUCCAUUUUUGUCGACAAACACUGGAGCGACAAUUCCAUUGUUGCAUAUGUUACAACAACAACAGCAACAGCAACAACAACAACAACAACAGUCGUGUUAUCCUGGCUUUGUUGAUGAAGGGUUACAGUGCACGCAGUGCUUGGGGGCAUGCGUGUUUAAGAAAUCAACGACCGGUUGUUUACGAUAUUGA
Molecule: messenger RNA, 429 nt
Organism: Strongylus vulgaris
Lineage: Eukaryota; Metazoa; Nematoda; Chromadorea; Rhabditida; Strongylidae
Source: the annotation of a GenBank genome assembly